ACUAAAUAAAAUGUCUGGACUGGCAUUUUACCCCUUUCUAUAUUUUUUGAAUGUAGCUCCAUCCCUUUCUAAGAAAUCUCACAUUCAACAACAGUGCUGGAGAGACAAUACAGCUUAACGAACAUGGAGAGAUAAUGGCAGGAUUUGAUGUGACCAACUGGGUAAUGUUUCCAAAUCAAUCUUUUGGUAGAGUCAAAAUUGGAAGGCUGGAUUUUCAAGCUCCUCCAGGCAAGGAAUUAACCAUUCAGGAUGAACGCAUUGUGUGGCAUAGAACAUUUAACCAGAUUCUUCCCACUUCUCUGUGUAAUGACAAGUGCCGUCCUGGAUACAGUAGGAAAAAGAAGGAAGGGGAGCCUUUUUGCUGUUAUGAAUGUGUUCCUUGUCCAGAAGGGAAGAUUUCUAACCAGACAGAUAUGGAUGCCUGCACCGAAUGUCCAGAAGAUCAAUACUCAAACUUCCACCAGAACCAAUGCAUUCCCAAAGUCAUAACCUACCUUUCAUACGAGGAACCUUUAGGAAUGACUUUAGCUUUGUCUGCUCUUGCUCUUGCUCUGAUCACAGCUUUGGUGAUAAUAAUAUUUGUGAAGCACCAGAACACACCCAUCGUCAAAGCCAACAACCGAAGUGUCACCUACAUUCUUCUCGUAUCCCUCCUACUGUGUUUCCUCUGCUGCUUGCUUUUUAUUGGAAAACCUGGACAGCUAAUUUGCUUACUCCGACAAACAACUUUUGGCAUCAUAUUUUCUCUUGCUCUUUCCAGCUUGUUAGCUAAAACCAUCACUGUAGUCCUGGCAUUUAUGGCUACUAGACCAGGAUCUAGAAUGAGAAAAUGGAUGGGGAAAAAGCUGACAAACUCUAUCAUGUUUUCAGGCUACUUUAUUCAAGCAGGAAUUUGUACCCUUUGGUUGAGUAUUUCUCCCCCAUACGCAGAUACAGACAUGUACUCCGUCAAUGGGGAAAUUAUAGCAGAGUGUAACGAAGGCUCAACUGUCAUGUUUUAUAGUGUCUUGGGCUAUAUGUUCUUCCUGGCCCUUGUCAGCUUCACGGUGGCAUACCUUGCUAGGAGGUUGCCAGACACUUUCAAUGAAGCCAAAUUUAUCACUUUCAGCAUGAUGGUGUUCUGCAGUGUUUGGUUGUCCUUUGUUCCUGCCUACCUGAGCACCAAAGGAAAAUACAUGGUGGCUGUGGAGAUCUUCUCUAUCUUAUCCUCCAGUGCUGGGUUACUGCUUUGCAUCUUUUCCCCUAAAUGCUAUGUUCUUUUGUUCAGGGCUGACUUGAAUAACAGGGAGCAACUAAAAUCAGGAAAAGACUAAGUUAUAUGAGAAUUAAAAACAGAUAGCACUUCCCUCCACCACCCCCCUUUCAAGUAUGCUAUCUGAAUGGUAGAAUGAAUAGUAUAAUGACCGACACAUACAGUACUUCACAGAGGU
This is a messenger RNA of Podarcis muralis (Common wall lizard), 1430 nucleotides long. Lineage: Eukaryota; Metazoa; Chordata; Lepidosauria; Squamata; Lacertidae. The record is from RefSeq and is a predicted model, not a curated record.